CUUGCCAAGGACGGUGCUACCCUAGCCCCUUCCUUCCCCUGUCUCCCUCCCCAGAAUAUCUUGAGCAUCUCCAAUAACAACUACUACCCCGUCGCUGUGACCCAGCUGACCAUUGAGGUUCUGCACCUGUCCCUCGUGGUGGGGCAGGUCUCCAACCGCCUUCUCCUCCGCAUCGGCCCUUUGGCCAGUGAGCAGAUGUUGUAUACGGUGGCCAACAGGAUAUGGGACGAGAACACAUACAAGAUCUGUACCUGGCUGAAAAUCAAAGUCCACCACGUGCUUCUGCACAUCCAGGGCACCCUGACCUGUUCCUACCUGAGCCAUUCAGAGCAGCUGGUCUUCCAGAGCUACGAAUAUGUGGACUGCCGGGGAAACACGUCCAAGCCCCACUUGCUGGUGCCUCGCCCGCCGUGACCUGUCUGCUGUCGUCGAGCUCCGGGCACCUGCCGGCCUGGUCUGUAUCUCCCACCACUCCGUGGCACCCAACAGGACGAGAGUGACUUUGCCAGAGGAAAAGCCCUGCUUUAUCAUACCCUCCCCCUGUUCACCCCCAGCAGAGGAAGCUUUCUGUGGACGUUAACUUCAUACACACACACACACACACACAGCCUCACACCCUCUCUGAUUUCCACAGGAACGGAAGCCUGGUUCUUCUCGAGGCCAGCACCAGAUAUUCCCCUUGGUCCUGAGGAAAGUCUGACCUGACAUUUCCUCAGAGCUGCCUCAGAGGCAUGGAGGGGCCCCCACACUUUCUGUGCUGAGCACCUUGGUUGCCCAGCUCGUCCAGGGAAGACCUUCCUCCUGCCUGAAUGUGGAGAAAGCUUUCAUUUUGUCUGGCUUCUAAUACAUGGAUCCUUUCCAAGUUCUCCACCUGGUAAUGAGAAAGUGACGUGGGGGACAGCCAGUGUUGUCCCCAGGGCCUUUUAGGGAACCGUAGGUGCUCUCCUAGGCCGCCCUGCUUUGGUCGUGUGACAGAGUGAUGGUGAUGGCCUGCUUCUCGCCUGGUAACUUGUCCCCCCCGCCACCCACCCAUCUGACAGCAAGAUUGGCCA
Balaenoptera musculus (blue whale) is the source of this 1052-nucleotide messenger RNA. Its product is annotated as transmembrane protein 106A-like. NCBI's taxonomy places the organism in Eukaryota, Metazoa, Chordata, Mammalia, Artiodactyla, Balaenopteridae. The transcript is spliced from 4 exons. The annotation marks the transcript as partial. The record is from RefSeq and is a predicted model, not a curated record.